Frieseomelitta varia is the source of this 8232-nucleotide messenger RNA. RefSeq lists its product as uncharacterized. The record is from RefSeq and is a predicted model, not a curated record. The transcript has a single exon. The coding region runs from base 634 to 3498 and encodes 954 amino acids. NCBI's taxonomy places the organism in Eukaryota, Metazoa, Arthropoda, Insecta, Hymenoptera, Apidae.
GGGUGCGGGCAGUCAGGCAGGAUGACGAGAGAGCAGUAGAAAGAGAGAAGUUGGUGGAGGUUAGGUCGGUGGCGCAAAGAAAGAAGAAUGACUGGUGGCCAGCGGCGACGGUGGACUAGCGCCUGUGCUACUCGAGUGGGAUGCCGGGACGUCGGGGGAAGCCUACUGAAUAGUGAGAGAAAAGGACGAAGAAUCAAUCGUUCGUAGGGAGGAGAAAGAAAGAACGAUAGUACGCUCGACGCGGGAGUGGGGGAAGCACGGUGAGAGACCGAGAGUGCGGCAACGUGAAGGGGAACGACGCGGCAAGGGACAAAAGAGUGAGAGAGCGAGCUUGAAACGUUAGAGGGGAAGGGAAAGAUCGUUUCAGUGGGAAGCAGCCGCAGUCGUCGCUGGUGGUGGGGAUGAAAAUUAGUUACGGCAUCUACCAAGACCUAAAAGGAACUCUGUGCGCGGCGCGGCCAGGCCACUUCGUGCAAUGUUACGCGUUAAGGUACCCCCGUGCGUCGUUGGCAGUGCCCGGUUUCGAAGCUCAUCGUCGUCGUCAUCGUCAUCGUCGUUCUCGUUUCUGUGUUCGACGUGACGGUCAAUCGUCACGCUACGAAAGAGUUCCGUGCGUUAAAUACAACAGGCGUUAUGGCUCACGGCGAGGUGCUUGGUGAGGGAAAUACAGCAGUGAAAAUGGUGCAUCAGAAACAGCAGCAACAGCAGCAACAGAACUCGAGGAAAUCGGUCGGUGUGAUGGGUAGCAGACGAAUAUUCGCGCCGGCCUUCAAGCUCAAGGUUCUCGAUUCGUACAGAAACGACAUCGACUGUCGUGGAAAUCAGCGAGCCACCGCGAGGAAGUACGGGAUUCAUCGACGUCAGAUACAAAAGUGGUUACAGUGCGAGGAUAAUUUGAGAAACAGUUGUGCCGAGACUGGGAAUACCAACAGCGGAGUGAUCUCGACAACGGUGAUUUCUCCCGUGGGUGUUUCCAAGCCGGACGGUACCGUGACGGAAGCCACGACGGGGCCUGCCGUGACUCCAGCAGCGCCGGCCUUGAACCUCAGCCUCGCCAGACUGCACGGCGACGAGCUGGCUACACAGCAAGGGCCCCCACCUCUUCUUUCUCAUCCUCCUCAUGGUGGUUCACCCCCUUCGCUCCAAUAUUCGUCGCAAUCUGGAACGGUUGCGGCGCCGGUUUUGUCCGUUCGUCUCGGUUAUCAAGAAUAUUCCGCCGGCAAUUCGGAGCAACGUCACUCUCGUCGAGAAACGGAAGAUCAUCGAGUACAGGUAACGAUGGACGUUCGUGGUUACUCGGAGACACGCGCGGACGAAGAAUCCACGUACUACGUUUUAAAUUCUGACGGGCAACGAGAAGGCGAGAACUUUAUCGACGGUCGCAACGAGACAAAAGUAUAUCAGACUCUGACAGCGUAUCGAGCUCCUCUUCAUCAGGAACAUCACCGAUACACUGGUAACGAGAGUAACGAAAUCGCGGUCACGACGUCGUCGUUACUUCGACAUCGUUCAUCGACGCCGAAUAAUACUCAUCGUCAUCAAAACCAUCGAUCUCAACAAAAUUACGGAGAUGUUGAUUCGUCUUCUUCGAUGGAUGGAAAAUCAUCGUCAUUGUCGUUGUCGUCGUUGUCAUCGUCGUCAUCGUCGUCGUCGUCGUCGUCGUCGUCCUCUUCCUCAUCACCAUCGUACGGAUCGCUGCUAGCGCCGUCCAUGAUAAAGACGGAACGAGCGAGCCCAGACUCGGCGGCGACGUCAGGGCCGUGUGAAUCGAUGAAUUCUCCCGGCGUCUUAAGGGUCCCACUCUCGCCGGUUUCGUAUACAGCAAACGGCACCGGUACCAACUCUAGCUCCAGCUCCACCUUUACCACGUCCGUUCACUUCGACACCUCACAGACUUCCACAAGUCCGUGUUCGCACGUGCAUGUGCACGAGCACGAGCACGCACACGCGUCACCAACCUGGGAUUCCGAGAAACCGAUCCCGCACCAUCAAUCGCAGCAACACCAGAGUGAAUCGAAGAAAACGACGACUACCACGACUCAUAUUCACGAAGAAAAGGCAACGGAAGACGUUGCCGAAGAACCAGAAAUCGGUAGUAGGGCGACGAUUAAGAAAGAGAUUCAAUUGGAGAAUAUUUCACCGCCGAUCGUCGAUUAUCAAUUACCACUUGCUGCUACCUCAACGCUUGCCGAUUCCUGUCCGGUAAGUCCCGUACACGAUCGAGAAGGAUAUUCUUUGCCCUCGAGCCCUCGAGGCGCGGCCAGCUCUGGUAGAUCCAGCAUCAGUUGCUCCGAUAGCGAAAUGGAUCCUCUUGACUGUUCUUCCGGCAGCCACAAUUCGUCCAACGACCUCGCUCGUCGACGAUCUUUCUCUCUUCGAUUCAAAUUGGACGUUCUGGACGCUUUUCAUCGAGACGUCGGCGUAGCGGGCAAUCAACGCGCGACCGCCAGGAAAUUUGGCAUAAACCGGCGUCAAGUACAGAAAUGGUUGGGGCAGGAAACGGAGCUGCGAGGCGAGAUUGCCCUUCGUGGAAAUUCCAGACAACGGCUCGGCCCUAUCCAGGAUGCCGCUUCCGGUGACUCACCGGUGGAUCUGAGCACGUCGAACUACGUUUCGAAAUUAUCGCAAGAUCGAAUCGAAGUUGAGUACGAGCAAUCGCCACCGCCUCUUUACUGUUGCGACGUUGGUUCCUCCCCCUCGCAACAUCUUCCGUACUACCAGCAUCCAGCCGCUGGCUCUUCCGAGAGCGAGCCCGCCGUUUCUUGCAAUCUCGCCUGUUGCAUGGACGGCCACGCCGUAACACCAGUCGUAUCGUGCUACCAAGAAACUUCCUUAAGAGGAUCUUGCUACUCCGACUCGCAGACCAGGCUGUACUGUUAUUCUCCCCGGGAGUACUCCGAGACCACCUUGGUAUUCGAACACUCGGAGGAAUUGUCCUCGCCUUUCAAGAGACAGCACUGCACGCUCUCUUGCUGCUACGAAACUCUUCCGUCACCGAAGAGGCUCUGCUUGGAAGCUGACGACUCGAUCAGGAUAAAUUCCAAUCAAGAAGUGCCUCCCCAGGAAAUGCCACUCUGUCUGGUGAAACCGAAAAGGCUCAUCGAUACCUCCCCGUCAAGAACGGAACCGGUAACGAGCACCGUGCCGACACCACCGGCAUCUACUGUACCUGCUCCUUCGGAUCCAACGUUGAAGGACGCCAUUCUAUUUAAACCGUAUUUGGACAAUCCCGUGAGCAAACCUAACAAAGAGAACACGAUUCAAAGAGGCUUGUCGCCAGUCAGUAAUCAGAAUGUCAUCGUUAACAACAACAACAACAACAACAACAAUAACUGCCAAAAUAUCUGUAAUUUGAACGAAGGUAGGAGCCACGACUACGCUCUCGAACUGAGCUUAAGAUUACCAGUAUCCUGGAGGACUCACCCGAGUCUGUACACCGAGUUUCCACAAAUCAGGAGUGCGUUCGUUAGAUAUCCAGCAAGUCCUCAUUAUACUUAAUUGGUAAAAUCACGUCUAAUUCUCGAUUACGCGAAACAGGAGCGACCGGUUACUUUAUUUUUUUUUUGGUAAUGUCGAUUCAUUCGUAAAUUAGUCCCAAGGAAUCGAUAUCUCAAACAAGGCAGUUUUUCGAGAAACCGAUAUUGAAUCAAAUGUCGUCGGUGAUACUUCAGAAAUCGGUAAAAUGAAACUGUAAUUAAUAUUUUAUCAACAUCAAAGGCGUUGAGAUUGAUUCCUAGGUUGUCGUCGAACGGCAAAUAUCCCCUGAAAAGGAUUUACCGAGGCAGGAUCGAUCGGUACGUGAUCUACGACACGUCGCGAUGCCACGUAAGCGUUUAUCAUUUUUCUCGAUCGUCGGUGUAACGUCAUACGUCGCGAUAAAGUCUUAAUCGACCAUUGGAUGAAUCGGGAUGUGGAAGAAGAUUAUACAGUCUCUUCUAACUUCUUUGGAUUUGGACUUUUCCUCUUGCUAUCCUUCACAAAGUUUUCUCAUUCCUCCUUCUUCCGCCCCCACUUCAUGAUAAAAAUUCACCGUAAAGUGAUACACACACGGGAAAGUUUUUUCCGCGUCGGUUUUUAUCGUCGAGAUUAGCUCGUUCGACGGCUAUCGGCUAGGCCGUUUAGAGGUCGAGUGUAUUCGCUAUAAUUACGGAAUUAUGUCAGUCUGAGCAUGAUAUCGAUCACGAGGAAAACUCGGUAGCGUGGUUUCUCGCGCGACGCUUUGCCGGUUGCGUAACACAAUGCGACGGCACCGCCUUUAUUUUGCUGUAAAUUACUUUCGUAGGAAACACGAUCGUAAUGAGUAACGCGAGAAACAGUUACCGAUUUUUCUUCUUCGAUCGAUAUCCCGAUACCGGACUUUUCCAUAAAUCGACGUCGCUCCUCUCGUUCUCGCGUCCAGUCUAGAAUUGAUCUCUAGAUAUCGUUUAAUUGCUCAAACAAUUUCUUCCAUGUGCGUCGUGCACGAUGCGCAAGUAUUAUGACAGGGUUUUGUCUCCAUUUUUCCUCUCUUUUUUUCUGUGGAACUCUCUCCCCCCUCUCGACCAGUCACGUGAUUUUUUAUUCCCUUUGGCAUCUCGUAUUUCGAUUAAAUUUCCUGUAAAUAACUGCGGCGAAAUUGCCGAUUGUGUUGUUACGUCCUUGCCGAUUCGAAGGAUUUUUAAAUAUGCGAAAUCGACAUUUUCCCUGUACGUAUAACUGUCAGAUUCACUUGGUCUUUUAGAUAUUUGCAAAAAAGACUGUCGGUGCUACAAUAAAUUCUGUUCGUAAUCACGCGUUCAUAGCAGCGUAUGCGUCAGCAUUGUUUGUCGAUCGCCUUAUGGCGGGCGGCCGGAUAACAAAAUAUGAACCAAUCUAAACCCACUUCUUAUCUUUUGUUUAUAUAAAUCCAAUAUAUAUCACCGACGUUAAUUCGAAUUAAUCGAUAUUUUAUUAUUCGCAACCAGCACUGACACAAACGCAAUCAUGGAUGCAUAAUUAUUAGCAAAAUUCAGAUUUUUUGUAUCUCUUUUAAAUAAGUUCAGACAUAUAUAGAACAAAGGUGUGUAGAAAAUGUUGAUCCAUAUUCAAAAUUCAUCGAAGUCAGAGAGGACAUAACUGGCAAAUUGACCAAUAAAUGUAAAUACACCAUUGUGGGAGGAUCGAGCUGAAUAAAUUCGAAUUUCCAAGGUGUUGUGCGCGUUUAUUAAGAUGAAUUUGGCCCGAUUGUCUCGCCUUGUGUCGCCAUUCGUGGAUAUUUUUGUAUCGAGUUUGCGAACCCGAGAAGGAAGGAAAGGGACGAAACGUCGAAGAAAGAUGAGGAUUUGACGAGAAUUUCGUUACACACGCUAGCCUUCGAGGCCACCAUCCGUGCCUUUCUUCUUGUUGAUCCUAGAACAAACGCGUAAUCCAAUUUCGAACAAACUUACAAUGUAGAUUUAAUCGUAUAUCAGAGCUAUAUUUUGUAUAAAUUUGUACGUUGAUUCUGAAAUCGGCGAGAAUAAAAAGGGAAUUUCAACAUAUCGAAACUAUCGGACUUGGAGUAUGUACUGUCAACGAACGAAAUAGCAAUGAAAGUAUUUGACGUUGCUUUUUUAAAGUUAUUUCAAAAUUUCGAAAUAUCUAUAAUGCAGCAAAGUUACUUUAAGUAUGUUUAUUGCUAUUUCAUUUGUUGUAUGUUCUCCAAGUUCGGUGUGAGACUGAUCGUAAGGAGAGACUUUCAAAAAGGACACAUAAGAACGCUCCGUAAAAAUCCGCGUGCCUUACACUGUAUAACAUAGAAAUUAAAAUCACAGAGGGACUCAAAGCUGUUUCAGCAUCGAUUUAGAAGUACGUUCGCGAUCAUAAUUUAGGAUGCCGCACGGGAGGAAUUAUCUUAAUUAUUCUUAUAAAUUAUUCCAGACGUUUAAUAUCGUUUCUGAUGUUCGUUCUCCGACCAGCUUAUUUCGAUUCCCGAAUGUCGAAAACGUGUCAAUUUUUAUCGUGUAAACAAUCGUCGAGUCUAUCGCGAUGAAGAAAGUUUAUGAAUCAGCGGUCGGUCACUAAGGAAAAAGAAGCUCGGAAGCCUCGUUCCGUUUUCUGCGUCUAAUAAUCGAUCAUUAUCUAUUGGAGUCGAUUGGAACGAGAUACAAUUCGCGCGAAGCGUGUGCCACGAUCGGCGAAAAUAGAGUACGGUCCACCGUGAAAGUUUCCCUCGGAUAGGAAACCAAAAAUAGCGUUCCACGAACGUUCUGCGAUCCGGCGAUUGAGCACGUCGCAGCAAAGAAGGGCAAUUUUGUAAAUUACCAUCGCAGACAGAGCAGUUACGUCAAUGUUUCAAUAUUCAGGCUCAAUCGAGCUCGUUCCAAGCGCGUCUAAUCUCACGCGUUGCGACAGCCGCGUGCAUUAUCGACCAGUGAAAAUGCACUUGCACUGUUCGUGGAUCGCAGCACGCACAGCUCGACGAUAUUUACCUGAACGCGUAGCAAAAACUACAUCACUCUAGUUUUCUACUCUUGUUUCCCAUCGAGAUUUAUCGAAAUUCAUCUUUCUGGACGAGCAAUCGACCUCGAGAAUCGAAGAUUUGCCAAGGUGGGAGAGGAAACGGUAUUAUUAACCUUGUCCGCGUUCAUCGAUAGGGUCAAGGUGGCAAUGUACAAUAAAAUGUAGCGUAAUCUUAAGCCAUAAUGAAUUAUAUAAUGCCAUAACAACGUUUUACAUAAUAAACGUAGCGUCGAACCGACUGACGAAAGAGCGGGAGAGAGAGAGAGAGAGACAGAGUGAGCGCGUUCGUACAUGCUCGAUAGCGCGAAAAAUAAAUGCGUGCGUGAGAUUGCGUGAGUGUCGGCGCGCGUUUCGAACGUGCGCACGCGUAUGUUUCGUAUGCACAGCCCACAAGAGUCUAUUAAACGAAGCAUAAAGCAUUGUAUAAGCAAUAUUUUUUAAGUGCAUCAAACUGUGUGAACGGAAAGCGAAGAGGGGGAGGAGGGGCAGGGGGAGAGGAGCAAGGGGACACGAAGGAGAAUGAACGGUUGGUUCGAAAUGGUAGGGAGGAAAGCUCCGUAGGCGAGCCCCCGCGUUUCAAACCUACGUGUAGGCAAACCACACAUACACACAUACACACACACACUUGUAUCGUACAUAUGUAAAAAAAUUUAUAUUAUAAUGUUAAACGAUAGAGACAAAACGAGAUAUAUAUAUAUAUAUAAAUAUGUAUAUGUAUACAUAAUUAUUAUAUUUUAUUACAAAGUUGUAUGUAAUGUACAAUCAAAGCGCCUGAAAACUCGCCCGGUGCCUUCGAGAGAUCGCUCGUGCCUUACAGCUUCGCUAGCGCGAGAAGGAAUCAAGAACCAAAGUGUCUCGCGUCCUUAGAACGAGCCACGUGAAGGAAGCGUUCCCGUGUGUGGCUCCUGGCAAGGAUACGUUCAGCAGAAAGAGAACACUGGUGACUUGUCCAAACGUGUAAUAAUAUCAGUAUUCAAAUUUAUUUGUUUAUUUAUUGAUCGCUAAUUUAAUUGCGUCAAACGAAACCAGCCUUUCUCUUCUUGUCUGCUUUUUUUCUUAAUCAAAUCGAUCAAGAUAAUAAACUAUUCUUUUCUUCAUUUCUUUUUCCAUCUGAUAUGUAAUAUUUUCAGUCCGUCCACUGUACAUCUCCAGUCAUUCUGAUUGAUUAUCAUUGAAGUUGCAUUCAAAUAUCAUAAAUCAUCCAAAUGAUAAAUGAGAAAUUGCGUCAGUCGAACGUGAACUCGUUCUGAGGGUUGAUCGAGAGCUAGAAAUCAACAAAUCGGGUUCCCUCGUCGAGAGAGGCAGCUCAAAGUGUGAUAAUCGUAGAAUCGCCGAUAUCUAUGGGGCUUAUCUAUUUUUUUUUCUCUCUUUUGUACAACUGAGAUUCGUCGGCGAGUAGCGUUAAACAACGGCGAAAGUAACGAUACUCCGUAUAUAAUCUGUCCGCGUUUUUCUCAAUUUGUCGGCAAAAUUUGACCGAUUAUCAACCAUAUCCGUUAUUGUGAUUCAUCGAGAAUAACGUGAGAUAGCGUGAGAGGAAGAGACUGAAUUUAUUCGGAGAGAAAGAGAGAGAGAGAGAGAGAGCGAGAGAUAGAGAGAGAAUGAUUGAAACCGAUCCUAAUGUACGGUGAGACAGGCAUCAUCAAUUUGUCGUUUAUCGUCUUUUUGUAUCCUCGAGAAAAUAAAAAUCAUUAUAUAAAAAAUUGUAUUAUAUACACACGCGUAGAUUAUGAAAAUUUGAGAGAAAAUAUAAGAGAUUAUUUUAAAAGAAAU